This is a messenger RNA of Aspergillus alliaceus, 413 nucleotides long. RefSeq lists its product as uncharacterized. The coding region runs from base 72 to 236 and encodes 54 amino acids. The transcript has a single exon. Lineage: Eukaryota; Fungi; Ascomycota; Eurotiomycetes; Eurotiales; Aspergillaceae. The record is from RefSeq and is a predicted model, not a curated record.
GAAAAAACCCACAUGAAGGAAAUAAUUUCCAUGAGAUUUGACCCUAUCAAGGGACAGACAGGGGGUGGUGCAUGUCCGGAGGUCAGGUAAGGUGGGAAAAAAAAAAGGGAGAAGGAUGCAGGGGUAUUAUCUGCAUUGUAGAUAAUGAUAGAUGUAUCGGUAAUUGGGUGUUCUCGUUCUGUGCCGGAGGGUUAUUUGAUAUGAUUGUUUCUACUCAUUUGGUUUUAUCUGAUUGAUCCAAUGUCGCCCCCAAUCGAAAGGAUAUCGAAUACCUAUAGUCCGAUCAGUAUAGAAGAGUCGUUCGUCCAGCUUCAUGAACUCUUCCGAGCCAGUCAGAGUCCACUUUCCCAGACUUUCCUAGCCUCAAUCCGAAAAUUCCAAUUCCAAUUCCAAUUCCAAUUCCAAAAAGAAAA